Messenger RNA from Lasiosphaeria miniovina, 930 nucleotides. RefSeq lists its product as uncharacterized. The coding region runs from base 1 to 930 and encodes 309 amino acids. The record is from RefSeq and is a predicted model, not a curated record. NCBI's taxonomy places the organism in Eukaryota, Fungi, Ascomycota, Sordariomycetes, Sordariales, Lasiosphaeriaceae. The transcript has 4 exons.
AUGGCCACAACAGCCCCGCCCCUCCAGACCCAGUGCCGGCGCCCUAAGCCGGGUCUCGAAUUGCCCUCUCGAGACGAUAUCUGCUUUCGCCAUCCCGGUUAUAGCCAGAACAGCCUACUCAUAGCUCUCCCUCGCGUCGAUAGUACAAGAUCGAUUUCUCCCUACGGCUUACAUCAUAGAACAGCCCUGCUAGCAUGCCAGAUUAUCGCUAGGAAUGCCUUCGCUAACAGCUAUUUGUCUCUCGAUAAGGGGGUCAACAGCAAGUCCAGGUUGCUUUAUCCUAUCGUCCCUAGCUUUCAAGAUUGGGAGUUCCCCCACGACCGCAUCCCCGAUUACUUGGUCUGCGGUAUUACCAUCGCUGGGUAUGCCGUCGAAGAAGCCCAUCUUGUGCCAAAAGAGGAGAAACGUUGGUAUCAGGAGAAUGAAAUGCGAACGUAUACAAUGGGUGAUAUCAACAACCAAGGCAAUCUCCUUCCCAUGAGGAAGGAUAUACAUUACUGGUUUAACACCCGGUGGUUUAUUAUUGUUCCAAAGAUUGUCACCAUCGAUUCUUCCCUUCAGCUCUCCCUUCAGUACGUCACGCAUAUCAUUUCAGGGCCUGCAGCGGAAUUAUGGCCUACAUAUCACAACACCCUCGUCGAGUCCCUCCAUUUUAGGUCUCGCGCUUACCUCUUUGCCCGUUUCGCUUGUGCUAUCCUUUUCCAGGCCAAGCUCUUCGUCACCGCAGGCCAAGAUCGUCAAGUCAUCCAAGUCUCUAGAGAUAAAUUUGGCAAUGUAGAGUACAAGACAAAGUAUUGUACUGGGGAAGAUCUUGAGAACGCAUACGGCGGUGGAGGAUCAAAAACGGCAACCCCGCGAACUCUCGAGGUGGAGCUCAGGACAGCUUUACGCCAGAUCAUACCGCAGCAGGGUGUAGCCUCGGAAGACUAG